AAGAAAACACAAACACACAUCGAACAAAACAAGAGAGAGAGAGGGAGGGGAGAGAAAGCUUGGGAGCUCGCGAUCGAUGGAGGUGGGAGCGAAGGUGCCCAAGAAGGCCGGCGCCGGCGGCCGCCGCGGCGGCGGGCCGAAGAAGAAGCCGGUGUCCCGCUCCGUCAAGGCCGGGCUCCAGUUCCCCGUCGGCCGUAUCGGCCGCUACCUCAAGCAAGGGCGCUACUCCAAGCGCAUCGGCACCGGCGCGCCCGUCUACCUCGCCGCCGUCCUCGAGUACCUCGCCGCCGAGGUGCUCGAGCUCGCCGGGAACGCGGCGCGCGACAACAAGAAGAACCGGAUCAUCCCGCGGCACGUGCUGCUGGCGAUCCGCAACGACGAGGAGCUCGGGAAGCUGCUCGCCGGCGUCACCAUCGCGCACGGCGGGGUGCUGCCCAACAUCAACCCCGUGCUGCUCCCCAAGAAGACGGGCUCCGCCGCGGCCAAGGAGCCCAAGGAGGGUAAGACCCCCAAGUCUCCCAAGAAGGCCACCACCAAGUCGCCCAAGAAGGCGGCGGCCGCCUAGGCACACGCAAUGCCGGCCGCCGGCGGUGAACCCCCCCGCCUCCUCUCUAUCUCUGUCUGGUCUGAACUGAAACGCUCCUAGCUACCGUGUUCAUCGUUUUCGUUGCAUGCUAUCAUUCUCGUGAAAUCGGUUCGGUUGUUUGUACGUAAUUUAUGUUGUCUUCUGAAUAGGUGAGCAGUCAGGUCUCUGGCUCUCUGCAAUCAGUCAGUCUGUACCGUGUAGGUUAACACCGGUGUAGGGUCGAGGAGUGUGUAGCCUGGGCAGAGAGGGUUGGGGCCGGGAGGGAACUGUGAAUUGUUAGAUGAUGAUGUAAUAAUAUUGUGAAGAUUUGGAUAAUUUUCGAACAAUUGAUCUGUGUUUACUAGUAGAUGCACAUAUAUGCCUACCUGUGGGGUUCGUCGGUUC
Molecule: messenger RNA, 970 nt
Organism: Oryza brachyantha (malo sina)
Lineage: Eukaryota; Viridiplantae; Streptophyta; Magnoliopsida; Poales; Poaceae
Product: probable histone H2A.4
Exons: 2
Coding region: 77-565 (162 amino acids)
Cellular component (GO): nucleosome
Molecular function (GO): protein heterodimerization activity; structural constituent of chromatin; DNA binding
Source: RefSeq, a predicted model, not a curated record